Aethalodelphis obliquidens (Pacific white-sided dolphin) is the source of this 2493-nucleotide messenger RNA. It is a transcript of the gene HNF1A, whose product is annotated as HNF1 homeobox A. Gene Ontology annotation, cellular component: nucleus. The record is from RefSeq and is a predicted model, not a curated record. Gene Ontology annotation, biological process: pancreas development; positive regulation of DNA-templated transcription; regulation of transcription by RNA polymerase II. Gene Ontology annotation, molecular function: DNA-binding transcription factor activity, RNA polymerase II-specific; RNA polymerase II cis-regulatory region sequence-specific DNA binding. NCBI's taxonomy places the organism in Eukaryota, Metazoa, Chordata, Mammalia, Artiodactyla, Delphinidae.
GUUGUUCUCUUGCCUCAGCCUGGCCCCCUACAAGGUUGCUGGGGGAGGGACCCAAUGCUGGUCACCCGAAGGCCUCCCUGGCUCCCAGUACCUUCCAUCCCAGCUGUCCUGGGCCCCCCACCGCUGCCUCCCCCGCCCUCCGCUCUGCCCACUCCCAUGGAAGGCCACGGCUCCCUGUCCCUCUGUGCUGCCAUGAGGCCUGCACUUUGCAGGGUGAAGUCCAAAGUUCAGUCCCUUCGCUAAGCACAUGGAUAAAUAUGAACCUUGGAGAAUUUCCCCAGCUCCAAUGUAAACAGAGCGGGCAGGGGCCCUGAUUCACUGGCCACUGGGGCCAGGGUUGGGGGUUGGGGGUGCCCACAGGGCUUGGCUAGUGGGGUUUGGGGGGGCAGCGGGCGCAAGGAGCCUGGUUUGGGCCUGCCUGCUGGCCGGCCAGCACGGAGCCAGCCCACGCCGGGGGGGCGGGAGGCGGCCGGCUCAGUGGCCCUGGGUCGCGUGGCCCGCGCUAGUGGAGCCAUGGUUUCUAAACUGAGCCAGCUGCAGACGGAGCUCCUGGCGGCCUUGCUCGAGUCAGGCCUGAGCAAAGAGGCGCUGAUCCAGGCGUUGGGUGAGCCGGGGCCCUACCUGCUGGCCGGAGACGGUCCCCCGGACAAGGGGGAGUCCUGUGGUGGCGGCGGUCGAGGGGAGCUGGCCGAGUUGCCCAAUGGGCUGGGGGAGACGAGGGGCUCCGAGGACGAGACGGACGACGAGGGGGAAGACUUCACGCCGCCCAUUCUCAGAGAGCUGGAGAACCUCAGCCCCGAGGAGGCAGCCCACCAGAAAGCCGUGGUGGAGACCCUGCUGCAGGAGGACCCAUGGCGUGUGGCUAAGAUGGUCAAGUCCUACCUGCAGCAGCACAACAUCCCGCAGCGGGAGGUGGUCGACACCACCGGCCUCAACCAAUCUCACCUGUCCCAGCACCUCAACAAGGGCACCCCCAUGAAGACACAGAAGCGAGCCGCCCUGUACACCUGGUAUGUCCGCAAGCAGCGAGAGGUGGCCCAGCAGUUCACCCACGCAGGGCAGGGUGGGCUGAUUGAAGAGCCCACGGGCGAUGAGCUACCAACCAAGAAGGGUCGGAGAAACCGUUUCAAAUGGGGCCCAGCAUCCCAGCAGAUCCUGUUCCAGGCCUAUGAGAGGCAGAAGAACCCCAGCAAGGAGGAGCGGGAGGCGCUGGUGGAGGAGUGUAACAGGGCGGAGUGCAUCCAGAGGGGGGUGUCACCCUCACAGGCGCAGGGGCUGGGCUCCAACCUCGUCACAGAGGUGCGCGUCUACAACUGGUUUGCCAAUCGGCGCAAGGAAGAAGCCUUUCGGCACAAGCUGGCUAUGGACACGUACAGCGGGCCGCCACCAGGGCCAGGCCCAGGCCCUGCGCUGCCUGCCCACGGCUCCCCUGGCCUGCCCCCACCGGCCCUCUCCCCUGGUAAGGUCCACGGAGUGCGCUAUGGACAGCCUGCAACCAGUGAGGGGGCGGAAGUGCCCUCAAGCAGUGGUGGUCCCUUGGUGACAGUGUCUGCACCCCUGCAUCAAGUGUCCCCCACGGGUCUGGAGCCCAGUCACAGUCUGCUGAGCACAGAAGCCAAAUUGGUCUCGGCCACUGGGGGCCCCCUGCCCCCUGUCAGCACCCUGACAGCACUGCACAGCUUGGAGCAGACAUCCCCGGGCCUCAACCAGCAGCCCCAGAACCUCAUCAUGGCCUCGCUUCCCGGGGUCAUGGCCAUAGGGCCUGGUGAGCCUGCCUCCCUGGGCCCCACGUUUACCAACACGGGCGCCUCCACCCUGGUCAUUGGCCUGGCCUCCACGCAGGCACAGAGCGUGCCGGUCAUCAACAGCAUGGGCAGCAGCCUGACUACCCUGCAGCCCGUCCAGUUCUCGCAGCCUCUGCACCCUUCCUACCAGCAGCCGCUCAUGCCCUCCGUGCAGAGCCACGUGGCCCAGAGCCCCUUCAUGGCCACCAUGGCCCAGCUGCAGAGCCCCCAUGCCCUCUACAGCCACAAGCCCGAGGUGGCCCAGUACACCCACACGGGCCUGCUUCCGCAGACCAUGCUCAUCACCGACACCACCAACCUGAGCGCCCUGGCCAGCCUCACGCCCACCAAGCAGGUAAGGCCCAGGCCUGCCCCGGCCCCUCUGGGUCCUGCCCCAGCGCACACCCUGGGGGCUCAAGAGCUGCCCUUCUGCCAGGUCUUCACCUCAGACGCUGAGGCCUCCAGUGAGUCCGGGCUUCACACACCAGCGUCCCAGGCUGCCACCAUCCACAUCCCCAGCCAGGACCCUGCUGGCAUCCAGCACCUGCAGCCCACCCAUCGGCUCAGCGCCAGCCCCACUGUGUCCUCCAGCAGCCUGGUGUUGUACCAGAGCUCCGACUCCACCAACGGCCAUAGCCACCUGCUGCCAUCCAACCACAGCGUCAUUGAGACCUUCAUCUCCACGCAGAUGGCCUCUUCCUCCCAGUAA